AUGUCCAUCUUAGUGGCCCUGCUAGACGCAGCCAAGCACACAUCAUCAACCAUGACUAGUGCGAACAGAGCAGUAUACAUGAUCAAUAUCAUCUCCGCGGUCCAAAGCUCGCUGGGAUUGUACGAGUUUGCCGAUGGCACACUCAAAACUAUGGACGAGAAGAUGUCGGUGUAUGUCUCGGAUAUGGAGCACGCGCAG
Messenger RNA from Sphaeroforma arctica JP610, 198 nucleotides. RefSeq lists its product as hypothetical. NCBI's taxonomy places the organism in Eukaryota, Ichthyosporea, Ichthyophonida. The transcript has a single exon. The record is from RefSeq and is a predicted model, not a curated record. The annotation marks the transcript as partial.